Messenger RNA from Racocetra fulgida, 368 nucleotides. The record is from the annotation of a GenBank genome assembly. Lineage: Eukaryota; Fungi; Glomeromycota; Glomeromycetes; Diversisporales; Gigasporaceae.
UAACAUUUUCUAAACUUACACCUAUUACAUCUCUGCGUAAACUUGCAACUGAAACUGAAAAACAAUUCUUAAAAAUUAACAAUCUUGACAAUUCUAACACUAGUCAAGCAAAAUUUAACUAUUACUUUUAUAGCUACUUCAAAUCUAAUUUGGAUAAUGCUGCUACUAAUAACCAAAUCAAAAAUCUAUACAAACAACAGACUAUUGACAAAAUUACUUCUAAACCUAUUAAUACAAAUACUUUAGCUCAUAUAAUUACAUACUUCUAUAUUCUUAUAUUAAACAAACCUUCUAUGUCUACUAUUAGAAAAGCCUAUACUAAACAAUUUUAUCCAGAAGCUAAACAAAUCCUAUUUGCUAAAUUUUAA